This is a messenger RNA of Scedosporium apiospermum, 1440 nucleotides long. RefSeq names its product Cell cycle control protein. Gene Ontology annotation, biological process: mRNA splicing, via spliceosome; protein ubiquitination; DNA repair. Bases 1 to 1440 code for a protein of 479 amino acids. The transcript has 5 exons. Gene Ontology annotation, molecular function: protein binding; ubiquitin protein ligase activity. Gene Ontology annotation, cellular component: cytoplasm; U2-type catalytic step 1 spliceosome; Prp19 complex. The record is from RefSeq and is a predicted model, not a curated record. Lineage: Eukaryota; Fungi; Ascomycota; Sordariomycetes; Microascales; Microascaceae.
AUGUUCUGCGCAAUCUCUGGGGAAGCUCCCCAGGAGCCCGUCUUCUCCAAGAAGUCUGGCGCCGUCUACGAGAAGCGUCUCAUCGAACAAUACAUCGACCAACACGGCACGGAACCCGAGACGAACGAAGCCAUCACCGCCGAAGAUCUCAUCCCCCUCAAGACCUCCCGCGUCGUCCGCCCCCGACCCCCGACCUUGACCUCCAUCCCCGCCCUCCUCGCCACCUUCCAGAACGAAUGGGAUUCCGUGGCGCUAGGCACCCGCACGUUGAUGGAGGAGCUGGCGCGCACGCGGGAGGAGCUCUCGACGGCGCUGUAUCAGAACGACGCGGCGAAGCGCGUGAUCGCUAGGCUUACCAAGGAGCGGGACGAGGCGCGCGAUGCGCUUUCCAAGGUCACCGUCUCUGCGGGCGCAGGUGCCAAUGGUGAUGUUAUGGCGAUAGAUUCUGUGCAGGGUCUAUCAGAGGAGCUUGGUGCUAAGGUGGAUGAAAUCCAACAAAAACUAUCAAAGAGUCGAAAGAAGCGACCGAUUCCCGACGGGUGGGUGACCGCCGAGGAAGUCGCCGAAUUUACGACCGAAUCCUCGACAUCUCUCCCCUUCUCCCAAGUCUCCGCCCUCACGAUACAAGAGGAAGGAAGCUACGCGGCGAUUUCCUCCGCCCAGGGCGACACCGCCAUCUACUCGAUCGACGAGGGCAAGGUAGAGAGGCAGCUGGCCGUCAACGAACCCGUCACGGACGAGAUCUGGACGGGAACGAAGCUCAUCGUCUCCACGGCCAAGGGAUCCGUCAAGGUGUACGACAGCGGCCGCGAGGUUGCUUCUCUCACAGAGCAUGCUGGUCCAGCUACGGGGCUUGCGCUCCAUCCUUCUGGAGAGUUCGUAGCGUCCGUGGGCGCGGAUAAACUUAUCGUUUUCUAUGAUGUUCAAUCCUUGACGCCUGUUGGUCGCUGCUACACGGAUUCCGCCCUCACGACGUGUGCAUUCCACCCCGACGGCCACCUCUUCGCCGCCGGUACCACGUCCGGCGACAUCAAACUCUUCAUGACCAAAACCCUUGAACAAGCCGCCGUCUUCUCCCUCGGCGCCCCCGUGCAAGCCCUCGUCUUCUCCGAGAACGGCUUCUGGUUCGCCGCCACGGCCAAGGGCCAGACCACCGUCACCGUCUUCGACCUGCGCAAGGAAGGCGACGCCGCAAGGGCCAAGGUCCUCGAGAUCGGCGGGUCCGUGCAGUCGCUUAGUUGGGAUUACACGGGGCAGUUCCUGGCGACGGCGGGCGCUAGCGGCGUGACGGUGCAGCAGUAUACGAAGAGCUCGAAGGCGUGGUCGGAGCCGUUGAGGAGCUCUGUUGCGAGCUCGGGGAUUCGGUGGGGGGGUGAGGGGAAGAAGUUGGUGGUUGUUAAUGUGGAUGGGGUUGUUACUGUUCUUGCGGCGAAGGAGUGA